AUGAAGCUGCUGUUAUUAUUGUCGACUCUGGUAACCCUUGCAGUAACUGCUCCAUCAAAAGAGACUGAAAUUCUGAGAGACUUUGACAUAGAUGCUUUAUUCUCUAAUGAUGAGCAGAGGCAAGCAAUCUUCGAUUGUUUACUGGACAAAUCACCAUGUGGUGAUACACAGAGGAUAAAAGAUAGUGUGAUAACAAUUAUCAAAAAUAAAUGUGGCGAGUGCAAUCCAGAAGAAAAACAAAAGUAUGAACGUCUGAUGAAGACAUUCCACGACAAGUACGGGGCCGUGUACAAUGAAUUGAUGAAGAAAAUCUAA
Molecule: messenger RNA, 315 nt
Organism: Arctia plantaginis
Lineage: Eukaryota; Metazoa; Arthropoda; Insecta; Lepidoptera; Erebidae
Source: the annotation of a GenBank genome assembly